AGUCAUUCGUCCAACCCUUGUCGAUCAAACGAGAUCGACAAGGGUUGGACGAAUGACUCCUUGCGGUUGGUAGGGAUUGCAAUUCCGAUGGCAGUCCGAAAUCUGCGGGAGCGGCAGGAUACCUUUUUGGCAAUUCUGGUUCGCGCAAAUUUUUGGCAAAAAAUGGAAGGAGUGAGUCAGWUUAUGUAGCGUAGUACACGUCACUCUGGCACCAAUUUCAAACAAUCUCUUAUAGUGAAGUGGUUAUCACUCUUGACUUUGAAUCAAGCAUCCGGCGUUCGAAUCGCCGUAAGAGAAUCUUUUUUCGCUCCACCAACCUCCAUCCGGCAGCAACCAAUCUUUUUGGCACUCCCCGACGGCACAAAGCAACUGCCGCGAAACCCCGUUGACCAUGGCACCACUAUCGCGGGGCAUGUCCGAUUGGGAAGCCGGAGUGUCCCUGGCCAAGGCCAUAAUGGGGGCCGGCUCCUUUGCCCUCCCCUGGGCCUUCUCCAGGAUGGGCUACCUCGCCGGGCCCCUGGUUCUGGYGGUCUUUCUGGGCCUUUCGGUCCACUCCAUCGGGCUGCUGGCGGAGUGCGCCCGCUGGCUGCGGGCGGAACGGAACGGGUUCUCCUCGGGAGGAGGAGGRCAUUCGCUGACGUAUGUAGAGGUGGCGCGGUCGGCCUUUGGGCCCGCAGGGGCCCUGGCCUCCUGGGUGGCAUCGGUCUCGGCGUCGAUCGGUGUCUGCGGGAGCUACCUGGUCUUUGUGGCGGCCAACCUCGGGCAGCUGCUGGGAAACGAUAGCAGCGACGGGGGUCCCAGCAUCCCGGCCCUGGUCUGGGGGGUGGCGAUGCCUGCCGCGGUCCUCCUGUCGUCGGUCCGCGACCCGAAGCGGUUCGCGGCGGUCUCCUUCUGGGGGGACGUCUCGGUCGCCGCGGGCAUGCUGGCCGUCCUGGUGGACGGCCUUCUGGCYGGGGAGCACCKUUCCGGGAGCUGUGUCGCGGUGGGGUCCCCCCGGGACAUGGCCCCCGCCCUCGGGUCCAUCGGCUACCUCUUUCUGGUGCACUUUUUGGUGCUGCCGAUCGAAUCGAGCAUGGCCGAAGGGGCGGAAAAGACCGGGGAAAGGGCCGGCRGCGAUCGCCACGAGGACCGAUUCGGGGCGGUGGUUCGGCGGACCUUUGUGGUCUGCGGGGCCRUCGGCGGGGGUUUUGGCGUCGCCGGGUACCUCCUGUUCGGGGCGGACACGGAGGAAAUCGUUCUGAUGAACGUGGGAGGCGGCCCCGUGAUGGCCCUGGUCCGGUUCUUGCUGUGUGUUGAUCUCUUGCUGACCUACCCCGUCGUGAUGCGACCGUCGAUCGUCGUUCUGGAGCGGCACUGCUUCCGCCACCGCCGUCCCCCGGGGAGGCGGCCCCKGGGGGUCCCGGAGGACCCGGGGGAGGACGGCGUGGCGCUCGUCCCCUCCGGCGGGGUUUCUCCGGCAUCGUCGACCUGCGGCAAGAGGAACGCCAUCGCUAGCUUCGAGAUCGACGAAGGUGCGGAGACCGUCGGUCAUUUGGUGGAUCGCAUCCCGAUCCGCGAGAACGACGAAAACAACRACGACRACAACGACGAAGGUGUUGGCGUGAUCGAUUGGAGGACCCACAUGGCGGUGUGCCUCGCCCUCGGGGUCGUCGCGGCGGGUGCCGCCACCCUCGUUCCGGCCUUUGGCCUGCUGAGCGGCCUGGUCGGUGGGGUCUCCCAGACCUUUCUCGCAUUUGUCCUGCCCCCGCUCGUGUGGGCCCGGCAGAGGCAGUCCACCACCAUCGCUGGCCGGAGCGGCGGAACCCUCUCCCCCGCUCCAGCGGGGUGGUCCUUGCUGGGGGUGCUUCCGUGGAGGGAACGCGGCCUGGUCGCGUGCGGAUUUGGCCUGAUCCUGUGGACGCUGCGGAGCGCGUGGAUCGAGCUGGCGGGAUGAAAUUGCACCUCURGGCGUGCUCGGUUUGGYCGUGUCCGCCGGGACGCCCGGGARGAAACCAUCGGCGGGCUACGGGGAGGGCGUGUUAUACGGGGAAGAACCAAUGGGAAUGUGCGACGAAACCCAAAGAAAGCCGAUCGAUACAACUACACUACAGAUAAGAGUUUUUCUGACUGAUUUUAUUUUCGUUGCUGAAUCGCUAUGCUUUUGAUAGGCUUCCGAACGAGCACACGAAACUACCGCCAUUGGGAGAGGUCUCAUUUGUGCUCGAGCGUGACGAUCCAUCUCUAAGUGAAAUCCCGGCUCGAUUGUUUCCCCAGUUUUUCGAAACCAUUUCCGUGUUUGCGCCCAAAACAGAUUUCUAUCGCCCUCAAUGGGUUCACAGAGAGAUGUUGUUCAAUUCAGCACAAUCAAUGAAAUCAACCAAACGGCAAYGCCCUUCCACGCUAUGGACGCUAUCCACGACAGCCUGCUACGCCCGUGGUUUGUGCCGAUCGAUCGCGCCGAAGCCCUGUCGCUUUUCGCUUCCAUCUCACCCUUCGUUGGGAUGYCUGGGGCCGUACAAAUCGAGACGAUCGAUGUCACAGCCAUGGAAGCGUUCCAUUCAGGGUUCGACUCGAUGUAKGGAUUCCCGUCUUGGUACAAGAGCCCGAGGCUCGGACCGUUUCCGCCGAGCUCCGAAACCUCCCCGAAGGAGGGAAAUCGCAGGACCACCUCCUCCAUCGCGACCGGAUCGAUGGUGCAGAUUGGAAUGAAGAGAUUCGAGUCCAGGAAGUGGUUCUGCCCGAUGUUUAUAAAGAGCUCYGCCGUGGCGUUCCACGUGACGCCAUCGGGAUAGCCCGGGACGCCCUGCUUGUAGCUCGUCGACAUGGCCAGGGUGCCAAAGUCGUUACUCAGGGCUGGCACGCCCGUGCAGUCAUGCGGAUGCGACGAAGACGACGAUGCCAGGCAAUAGGGCAUAUCCGGUGGCUGCGGACGCAGGACGGAGCAUUCCGGAUCGGUAGUCGAGGUGUAGUUGUAUACGUUACUCACGGCCGGAUCGCCGCUCGUUCCGAACUGUAUGUAUCGCCCGGGAAUGACCCGAAAGAAGUARUUGCCGUUGUAGUAUCCGUGCUUUGCCAGCUUGUAGACCCGAUCGGCCCACACCGGCGCACGUUCCCGGACACAGUCUGCGGUGAAGUCCCCGUACUGGGUCGGAAAGAUGAGCGAAAAUUCUGCCGGUGCCGGGCCUCYCGUUUCAUCGAGCUCACAGGGUUUCUCCAGAAGGCCUGGUUCGAACGACGAGCGGGUGCAGUCGAGUACUUCCGCGGUCUCGACUGCGGAAGACGCGUUCGUUUUCUUGGUCCGUAUAAAGCCCUGUGCUUCCUCAAAGGAAGAACCACUUUCGUCUUGGUCUGCGGAGACUAUGAACCGGGGCCCGUCGAAGGAAAAAGUAUUGCACAGAGCUAGUGCUACUGCURGAAACAAAAUUGCCGUGUUUCUCGCUGGCACUAGUACCAUCGUCGCGUCCUGUUCUCCAGAUGUCGACAAAGUACGAAGUGAUCGAACGUUGACGAAAAGUUGUUUCUUAGAAGUACGGGUACUUAAAUGUGAGACUCUUGUCUUCGCUGUUCGUACGCGGCUACACACUAUUAUGAUACCGUAGUUGAGUCAAGUAAGUACGAGUACUAGGACUAGCGAUUACGAGUUUAACUAGAGUGAAAAAACGGCCAAAAUUCACUGUAACUUCGGCAGACUAGUUCUAAGCCGCCAGAGCAUCCUAAAGCAUCCCAAUGACCUGGAUCGCUAAGUAAUUGUAUCAUCUUGGUCGGGGCGCUUAGUCUGGUGGUCUAAAGUUGUUUUUUGAUAGAGUUCUGGCCUAUUUUCUAACCAGCAGCUGGUCUCCACUGGCCAUAUUGGGCCGUACUGGGUGUUAAUGGAGAAUCCCUGUUCCCAACACUAUGAGGAAGAAGCUUUUCCCCAAAGAACAGCUGCUCUCAGGCCAUACCGGAGCAGUUCCUCUAAAUGUCCUAGUAUUACACUGUUUGCAGUCAAAAAGUGACCAAAAACUAGUAGAUCUAUGUAGGAUCAGUAGUAMUAAAACACUGGGCCCAAAAUUAACUGCAAUGCUACUACUAGUAGUAAUAAUUCUUGGUGUUCAAGUAGAAUGCCUUUGCCUUUUUGCCCUGUAGUAGGACGUGAUAGGGUUCAUAUGGUCAAUGCAUGCAUUUUACUCAAAUUAAACUCAUACUCCACAAUCGACAGAGGACAAUCAAUGAGUACAAGUACAAGACUCGUACUUCUAAUUUACUAGUACUACUAGUAGUUUGUACAGUACCAGUAGCUUGUACAUUGUACCAUAACAAUUAGUGGUAUGUAUGUACUACUUGUAGGUGUGAUGAAUACAAUAAGGUACRUACGCCUGU
This is a messenger RNA of Pseudo-nitzschia multistriata, 4338 nucleotides long. The record is from the annotation of a GenBank genome assembly. Lineage: Eukaryota; Bacillariophyta; Bacillariophyceae; Bacillariales; Bacillariaceae.